AUGUCAAAAAAAAAACAGGUUAUGACAAGCUGGCGAUUUCGCUGGAGAUCGCGUAAAGGAAUUGCUCCCGGUCUCACUGGUAAUUUUGCUGGACAUCGCACUGAUGGUCUAUUUAAAGGUCUCGCUGGAGGUCAUGCUAGAACUCUUGCUGACGGUCUCGCUGGAGAUCACGCUGACGGUCUUUCUAGAGGUUUCGCUGACGGUUUUGCUGAUGAUCACGCUGACGGUCUCGCUGGAGGUCGUUUCGCUAGAAGUUGUGCUAAUGGUAUUGCUGCCGGUCUCACUGGUAAUUUUGCUAGCGAUAACGGUGAUGGUAUCGCUGGAGAUCACGCUGACCUUUUUUUUUAG
Messenger RNA from Cotesia congregata, 348 nucleotides. Lineage: Eukaryota; Metazoa; Arthropoda; Insecta; Hymenoptera; Braconidae. The record is from the annotation of a GenBank genome assembly.